AUGAAAAUUUCUAAAAAUAAAUUUCAUCACUUUUCUAGGAUGGUGAAAAUUUUGGAAAAAAAUGCAAUAAUGAUAAAUUUCGAUUACAUCAGAACCUACUCGACAAUUAAAAAAAGAAUUAGCUAGAUAGACUCAAGUGAUAUUUAAUAAUUGAAUUAAUUAUAGCAUAGCCAUUAUUUAUAGGAAUCAAAUCAUAGUAAUCAAUAAUAAUUGGUAACUCCAAGGGGAAGCAUGCUUUAGGCGAUACAAGAAUUAAAAAUCAAAAACAUUACCGAAUAAAUCAAUCAAUCAUAAUACUAAACAUCAAAUAUUAAAUAAGAAUUUAGAAAGAUUAUAGAAUUAGAAAGAAGAACCAAAACGAUUCAAUCAUCUUUAAAAGAUAACAAAAUAUGCCCUAAAUCAAAUGAAGAAAAAUUUUAUGAAAUUUGCUUGGCUUUCGUGCUAAUAUCUUUCAUCUUUACACUUUGUUAUACAAUUAUCCAUGAAUUAAAGAAUUGA
Messenger RNA from Paramecium octaurelia, 498 nucleotides. The record is from the annotation of a GenBank genome assembly. Lineage: Eukaryota; Ciliophora; Oligohymenophorea; Peniculida; Parameciidae.